UUUGUGGGGGCUUUUCAACAUUCCAAGGGAAUUUUUGCAGGUGAGGGUAGGCAGACAAUCCCACACGCAGUUGACUGCUGACGUUUUGCAUUUAAAGCUUUAAAAAUGCAAAAUACUCCAAGGGCAGCUAGCAGUUUCCAGUUCCUAAUCUUGAACAAUCAGCAACAAUGAAAAGGGUGUGAACACAAGAGCAGACCAAGUGGGAGAGAAGGAUUUCAGUCUUUCUAACCAGCCUUCCUCUCAUCUGUUGGAACUUGUCAAGACAACGCUGCCUGCAGUACCAUGUUGCAGACAGUCAAUGACUGGCUGUGGUGGGAACGUUUGUGGCUGCCAGGAAACCUUUCCUGGUCAGAUCUAGACGACAGAGAAGAUUGUAUAUAUGCCAAAGCAUCUCACCUUUAUGGUGCCUUGCCCUGUGCUCUCUGCCUACUUCUUGUCAGAUACCUCUUUGAAAGGUACUUGGCCACACCACUGGCUAAUGCCUGGGGGAUCAAGGACAGAGUACGUCUCACAGCCGAACAAAACCCUGUCCUAGAAAACUACUUCAAUAGCCAAGCAAGGAACCCAUCACAGGCAGAUGUGAGGUCUCUGUGUAAAAAGACCGGUUGGCCAGAGAAGAGAGUAGAAGUGUGGUUCAGGAGGAGGAGGAACCAGGAGCGACCGAGACUUCGGAAGAGAUUCUGUGAGGCCAGUUGGAGAUGUGUGUUUUAUCUUUUUGCAUUUAUCGGCGGUAUCUUGGCUCUUUAUGAUAAACCAUGGCUUUAUAAUCUAAGGGAAGUUUGGGCAUCUUUUCCUAAACAGUCUCUGCUGCCAUCACAGUACUGGUAUUACCUCUUGGAAUUGGGUUUUUACCUAUCGCUGCUUCUCAGCCUCACAUUUGAUGUGAAACGAAAGGACUUCAAAGAGCAGGUGGUCCAUCAUAUAGCCACAAUAACUCUACUGAGUUUCUCAUGGAUUUCAAACUAUAUCCGAAUCGGAACUCUGGUGAUGGUAAUCCAUGACUCUUCUGAUAUACUACUUGAGGGUGCAAAGGUAUUCAACUACGCCAAGUGGCAUCGGACUGCUAAUGGCUUGUUUGUGGUGUUUACAGCUCUCUUUAUGUUUACAAGACUUGUCAUUUUUCCUUUCUGGCUUAUUCACUGCACAUGGGUGUAUCCAUUGGAGCUGUUUCCCGCCUUCUUUGGCUACUAUUUCUUCAACAUCAUGUUGUUGGUUCUACAGUUUCUUCAUGUUUACUGGGCUUUUCUUAUAUCUAGAAUGCUUUUUAAGUUUAUCUUCAGCAAGCUCGAAGGUGACGACCGGAGUGAUGAAGAAGAGGAUGACAGUGACACAAUGAGAGAAAAAAAAACUAAUCUGAGUUAUAGGAAUGCAUCUGGUCCCAGAGGUCGUGCCAAUGGUCACUGACACAUGCUGAUAGAAAUAAAGGACUCUGAACAUCAAAACAUGUAGUGUGACAGUUUAAAUCUAUCUUGUGAAAUAAUAAUAGCAAGAUUCAAGUAUAUUAAAUUCAGAAGAACAGUGAAGGAAGUUAAAUAAUGUAAUAUUAUUUCAAACAUAAUAACAAUACAGGUUGACUUCUUAAAGAUGUUGUUUAUUGUAUUUUUACAAACAUAUAAUAAAAACAAAAAUAAGCCAGUAAAGGCCAUAGUGUUUUAUGUUCGCUGCUGGAAUAAACUAUGAAGC
This is a messenger RNA of Menidia menidia (Atlantic silverside), 1683 nucleotides long. The record is from the annotation of a GenBank genome assembly. Lineage: Eukaryota; Metazoa; Chordata; Actinopteri; Atheriniformes; Atherinopsidae.